AUGGAACAACCAUGCCCAGAAAGGAUUUGGACAGAUAUAGGUGUAGCUUUUUCAAUGGGUUGUGUAUUCUCAACCAUUGGUAAUACAUUCAGUGGUGUCAGAAAUGCACCAAGAGGUGAAAGAAUCGUGAAUGCAUUCACACUGGUCAGAAAGAAUGCACCACGUCUUGGUGGUAAUUUUGCAGUUUGGGGUACACUUUUCAGUGGUUUCGACUGUACACUCGCAUAUAUUAGAAAGAAGGAGGACUACGUCAAUCCGAUUGCUGCCGGUGCUCUUACCGGUGGUGUUCUGGCGGCGCGUGCCGGUUGGAAGGCCUCUGUAGUCUCGGCGGCAUUCGGUGGUGCCUUCAUCGGUCUCUUUGAGGUAUUCCAACACGUCAUCGAGAAAUUCAACUCACAACAGAAACACGAACAGAUGCUCAUGUACGAACAACAUCAGAAACUACUCCAAGAGGAACAACAAAAACAAAAACAACAAGCUGCCGCAACAAAAUCAAAAUCUAAACGAAAAGAUGAUGAUGAAUUUAAUUGA
Molecule: messenger RNA, 531 nt
Organism: Heterostelium album PN500
Lineage: Eukaryota; Evosea; Eumycetozoa; Acytosteliales; Acytosteliaceae
Gene: timm17
Product: mitochondrial import inner membrane translocase subunit 17
Exons: 1
Coding region: 1-531 (176 amino acids)
Biological process (GO): protein import into mitochondrial matrix
Cellular component (GO): mitochondrial inner membrane; TIM23 mitochondrial import inner membrane translocase complex
Molecular function (GO): transmembrane protein transporter activity
Source: RefSeq, a predicted model, not a curated record